Molecule: messenger RNA, 2037 nt
Organism: Vicia villosa (hairy vetch)
Lineage: Eukaryota; Viridiplantae; Streptophyta; Magnoliopsida; Fabales; Fabaceae
Product: dof zinc finger protein DOF2.5-like
Exons: 2
Coding region: 135-1061 (308 amino acids)
Biological process (GO): regulation of DNA-templated transcription
Molecular function (GO): DNA-binding transcription factor activity; DNA binding
Source: RefSeq, a predicted model, not a curated record
CAAUUCCAUCUUUCAAAAGCUUUAGGCACUUUGCUUUUCACUCUCCUCUAGAAACUAGAAAAAAGUGGUGUUUUUCUUUCUCUGAACAACACUCAUAUCACUUUUCCUUUUUUCCAUUUUUUCAUCUUAAAUCAAUGGACACAACUCAGUGGGCACAGGGGAAUAUUGGGCUGGUUAAACAAAUGGAAGGGUCAAAAGCUCCUAUGAUAGAGAGAAGAGCAAGGCCACAAAAAGAUCAAGCUUUGAACUGUCCACGGUGCAAUUCAACCAACACUAAAUUCUGUUACUACAAUAACUACAGUCUCUCUCAACCAAGGUACUUCUGCAAAACCUGUAGAAGGUAUUGGACUGAAGGUGGUUCUUUGAGAAAUGUGCCUGUAGGUGGUGGUUCAAGAAAAAACAAAAGAUCAUCGCCGUCACCUUCACCUUCGAUCUCGCAACAACAACCUCCAUCAUCAUCUAUAACAAAGAAUAUUAUCGUUCCGGAUCUUACUCAAUCCGCUUCUCAGAACCCUAAGAUCCAUCAAGGACAAGAUCUUAACCUAGCUUAUCCACCACCACAAACUGAAGAUAGUUACAGCACCAUAUCUAAAUUCAUUGAACUUCCUUACACGACUGAUCAAGAAAAAACUCGUAAUUCAUCGUCGUCGCCGCUUUCUGCUAUGGAGUUGCUCAAAACUGGGAUCGCUGCUUCUUCAUCAAGGGGUUUGAAUUCCUUUAUGCCUAUGUCAUUAUCUGAGUCUAGUGCAAUGUAUAAUUCAACUGGUUUCGCUUUGCAAGAUUUUAAGCCUGGUCUUAAUUUUAGUUUAGAGGGAUUCGAGAAUGGUUAUGGUGGUUUACAAGGGAUGAAUCAAGAGAGUUCUGGUGGUGGAGGUGGUGGUGGUGCAAGGAUGUUGUUUCCUGUUGUGGAGGAAUUGAACAAUAAUAAUAAUAACAAUAAGCAACAACAACAAGUUCCAAAUAGUGGUGAGUUUGAACAACAUCAACAUCAGCAGAAUAAUAGAAGCCAAGGUGAUUCAACUGGUUAUUGGAAUGGUAUGUUAGGUGGUGGAUCAUGGUAAAAAAGUUGUGGUGUUGUUAAUUUAGUUUAGUCUCUUUAAUGUUUAUUUUAAUUUUUUUUUCUUUUGGAUGUAUGAACUUUGGAGUGAUGAUCAGAACCACUAACAAAAUUAGAGUACUACACUACAUAGGUUUAUUAUUAUUUAUUAUGGAUGUUGCUAUGUUUUUUAUAAUCCAUUUUAAGUUUUUAUCUCUUCUAUUAUGGCUUUUUUGUGUGUGUUGUGUUGGGACAAGAAAGUGAAGAUGGAAUGAUGGGUGUCAAAUCGAUUACAGCGAAAGUGGUCUCCUUUCUUUUUGCUUUGCUUGCAAAGUGAUCAGAAGUGUCAGAUGCUAUAACAGUGCCGCCAUGGUCCUGUAAUGGGAUCUGUUAACGUGACAGUAAUAUACAUCGCUUUGUUUAGUGUACGAUGCACGAGGUUUUCAUUAGUUAAUGCUCAACCUAACUAAAUUGGGUUCAUUGUAACAGUAACACAAGUUAAUAUAAUAACAGUUUCUCACAGUAGAGUAGUGUGGUAUAAUAAUGCUAUCUCAAUUUCUUUUGGUAAUCACUUCUGUUAGCGUAACACAAUUUAUAGUUAGGUUUUAGUUAUCUUUUCAUUGAAGUGGUUCUUUUUUUUCUUUCUAAGAAUUGAAGGUUUAAUACUAAGUAUGUGUUGGGAUUGUGUGGUCAGAUAGCAUAUAAAUGGGUAGAAAAAAGAAAUUGUAUCAAAAUGUUAUAUUGAAAAUCUCUUAAGAGAUACAAUAUUAUUGUCCAUGAAAAAUGUGUGGCGUUUGGAUUCUAAAUUUGCUCUCAUUUUGAAUCAAGGUAAUGGUAUGAUUCCGCUUUGAUGAAAGAGAUACAUCACUAUUAAAGGGGACUAUUUUUGGUUGGCGUGAGGUAAAUGACAUAGUAGGGUAAAUUUGCUUUGAUAAUGGUAUAGUUUAGCACUCAUUCAAAAAUAAAAGAGAUACAUCUCUUUUUUAAAAGCGUCUAUUGUU